Messenger RNA from Hemibagrus wyckioides, 2681 nucleotides. It is a transcript of the gene pcyt1ba, whose product is annotated as phosphate cytidylyltransferase 1B, choline a. Gene Ontology annotation, molecular function: phosphatidylcholine binding; choline-phosphate cytidylyltransferase activity. The transcript has 8 exons. The record is from RefSeq and is a predicted model, not a curated record. Gene Ontology annotation, biological process: CDP-choline pathway. NCBI's taxonomy places the organism in Eukaryota, Metazoa, Chordata, Actinopteri, Siluriformes, Bagridae. Bases 285 to 1316 code for a protein of 343 amino acids.
ACUGUUUCCUUGUUGUCCUGAUGGUGUGUGUCUGUACUGUGUGUGAUGUUUAAACUGGGAAGCUGGGGCUUUGAGGAUUUCUGUGCGCUUGCUGGAGGAGGAGUGGAGGAGGAUCAGUAUCAGGAGGAGGGUGUGUGUGUGUGAGGGGGAAGAAGGGCUCGAGGUUUCCGGUAUUGGGAGAGCAUCUUCACCGGUGGAGAGAGAGGAUUCGAGCAGCUCCAUACUGAUGCUGAGUCAGAGACAGGUGGAUCCGUGGGCCUUUGUCUCUGGAGCCUCGGGUGAAGAUGGAGGAGCUGGAACACACCUGCCCUCAUCCUCGGACGACUCUCACAGAACCCGCCAUAUUUGCCCAGGAGACGAGCUGCGAGUGUCGAGCGCCCCAUGAGAAGCUGAGUGUUGAACAGGCUCGACUCGGCACUCCCGUGGACCGUCCAGUACGCGUGUAUGCAGAUGGGAUUUUUGAUCUUUUCCACUCCGGCCACGCCCGAGCGCUGAUGCAGGCCAAGAAUCUCUUCCCCAACACGUACCUGAUCGUCGGAGUUUGCAGCGAUGAACUCACUCACAAGUACAAGGGCUUCACGGUGAUGACGGAGGAGGAGCGUUACGAAGCAUUACGACACUGUCGCUACGUGGAUGAGGUGGUGAGAGACGCUCCCUGGACCCUCACGCAGGAGUUCCUGGAGAAACACAAGAUUGACUUUGUGGCCCAUGAUGAUAUCCCAUACUCCUCGGCUGGAUCUGAGGACGUGUACAAACAUAUAAAGGAGGCAGGGAUGUUUGUGCCCACUCAAAGGACAGAGGGAAUUUCCACAUCUGACCUGAUCACUCGUAUCGUGCGAGAUUACGACGUUUACGCCAGACGCAACCUGGAGCGAGGAUACACAGCCAAGGAGCUGAACGUCAGCUACAUCAACGAGAAGAAAUACCGUUUGCAGAACCAGGUGGACAGGAUGAAGGAGAAGGUGCGGACGGUGGAGGAAAAAUCCAAACACUUUGUGUACCGUGUGGAGGAGAAGAGUCACGACCUGAUCCAGAAGUGGGAGGAGAAAUCACGAGAGUUUAUCGGGAACUUUCUGGAACUUUUUGGUCCUGAUGGCACGUGGAAGCAGAUGUUUCAGGAGCGCAGUGGUCGUAUGAUCCAGGCGUUCUCUCCCCGCGGUUCUCCCAGCAGCAGUCCCCCCAGGGAUUUCUCUCCGUCCCGCUCUCCGUCUCCUCCGUCCCGCUGGGCCGUACCGAGGACCUCGCCUCCCAGUUCUCCCAAAGGUGCCUCGGCCUCCAUCAGCAGCAUGAGCGAGGGAGACGAGGACGAGAAGUGAGGACGAGAAGUGAGGACGAGGAGCGAGGACUCACACACCCAAAACACACACACACCUUUCUCCUUUACCUGUACACUCCAGCAGUGACGAGCUCCACGAGUCUCCUCUUAGACAAAAGAAAAUUGUAAAUAUGCUGUAUGCAAUCGGAGACCAAUCGCGUCCUCUCGAGCUUUUCUGAUUUUAACCAGUUCACAUGAAAGCCAUUGAUUUAUUCUCUUUAGCAGAGAGGAGAUGAUGAUGUAGAUAAGAGAUAAGGGCGAGGAGCGUGUGAGUGAUCUGCCUUUUCUUGCUCAGGUUUGACUGAAAGACCGUCCAUGUAAAGUACUGUACAUCUCUGUCUGAGGUUUUCAUUUGCUUCUUUAAGGACAGAGAAGAACACUUGAACCUGUUUGUUUCUUCAGACACUUGAUCAUAUCUGUUAUUAUCAGAUCAUUAAAGGAACAGUUUGGACAAAACACACACACACACACGUCCUGCUUAAUGCUGAAUGUAGAGGAUGAGCUGAGACACGUUUCACUGUCCGACAUCUGCUUCGUUAGUUUUGGGUCAGUGAUCUGUUUCACUCUCACCGCAGUUUCACCAGCACUGACAUCUGAAUGGAGAUUUUCUCAAUUUUAUGCAAAUUAGGUAAAAUAUAAAAAAGUGAUAAAUCCAAAUUUAGACCAACCCCAUGCUCCCUGUGAUGCAACACACUAAAAAAACAAUGGACAGGCCACAUCUAAACACACCAAUAGCAGCGCUAGCAACACAUUGUGCUGCUUGUAAAUUUGGUCAGAAAUUAAAUCACUCAUACACUGACAAACUCCGCCUUCAGGCCACGCCCCUUACACUAGCCUGUUCCUCCAGUCACUGAGGAGAUGCAGCUAUAGGAUGAUUUACACCACAUUUAGUGCACAGGGUUAAACUGGGACCAGUACAGGGUGGUUAAUGGUUAGAAACAGUUUAAGUCAUCAGACUCCCAGUUUAAACAUCUCUUAGCUGUCUGAAAACUCUGCAUUUGCAUAUAUAUUUUUGUCCAAAUUGCUCCUACAAUAUGCAGUGACAUUAUUAGGGGCCGAGAUGCUGGAAUUUAGAAAAGCCGUUUUGUUUUAAAUUAUUGUAUCAACAUCUGCAUCAACAUCUGUCGUGGCAACGUGACUGCUACCUCCACAUCCAGCUCCAGCUUCCAUCUGCGAUCAAAUUCAUGUCCGAAAUCAUUAGAGACGAGAUUGUCGGUGGAAAGGAUCAGACAGACGGCUCACGUGUCAUUAAACGUCUAAUCGUUAAAACCUUAUGGCUAGUGCCGACGUGGCCGUGUCGUAAACGCUAACGUUAACGCAGUGCUCCAUGGAAUCACAUGCCCUGGAUGCAAACUUGCACUGUGUA